AGGAAUUCAAGGGCUCAACAAUAGUUGAAUUAAUGAAAAAAGAAGGCACCACCCUAGGGCUUACAGUAUCGGGUGGAAUCGACAAGGAUGGGAAACCAAGAGUAUCUAACCUUCGUCAAGGAGGAAUCGCUGCUAGGAGUGACCAGCUGGAUGUAGGUGACUACAUCAAAUCUGUGAAUGGCAUCAAUCUGACUAAAUUUCGGCAUGAUGAGAUCAUCAGCCUGCUCAAAAAUGUUGGCGAGAGGGUUGUUUUAGAAGUGGAGUAUGAGCUGCCUCCAGUCUCUGUACAAGGAUCAGGUCUCAUCUUUAGAACCGUGGAAGUUACUCUACAUAAAGAGGGGAACACUUUUGGUUUUGUUAUAAGAGGUGGAGCACACGAUGACAGAAAUAAAUCUCGUCCUGUAGUAAUAACAUGUGUUAGACCUGGAGGGCCUGCUGACAGAGAGGGCACAAUCAAACCCGGGGACAGGCUGCUGAGUGUUGAUGGGAUCCGACUGCUGGGAACGACACAUGCUGAAGCCAUGAGUAUUCUCAAACAGUGCGGACAGGAGGCGACCCUGCUGGUGGAAUACGAUGUCUCCGUGAUGGAUUCAGUAGCAACAGCGUCUGGGCCACUACUAGUUGAAGUUGCCAAAACUCCUGGUGCUGCUCUUGGGGUUGCACUAACUACCUCGAUGUGCUGCAACAAACAGGUCAUUGUCAUAGACAAAAUCAAAUCUGCGAGUAUUGCAGACAGAUGUGGUGCAUUACAUGUAGGAGACCAUAUUCUGUCCAUUGACGGCACCAGCAUGGAGUACUGUACGCUGGCAGAAGCAACGCAGUUUUUGGCUAAUGCUGCAGAUAAUGUCAAACUUGAGAUCCUUCCUCACCACCAGACUCGGCUAGCGCUGAAAGGCCCGGAGCACGUGAAGGUUCAGAGAAGCAACAGGCAACUUACCUGGGAUUCAUGUGCCAACAGCCACAGCAGCCUCCUCACCUACCACCAUUAUAACACCUACCACCCUGACCAUUGCAGGAUGCCAGCCUUGAAAUUCCAGAAAACGUCUCCAAAAAGCCUUCCAGCUUUGGUGUCUUCAUCCUUCUCUCCUACCUCCAUGAGUGCAUACAGCCUGAGUUCCCUCAACAUGGGGACCUUACCUCGCAGCCUCUACUCCACCAGCCCACGUGGGACAAUGAUGAGGCGGAGGAUGAAAAAGAAGGACUUCAAAAGCUCCU
Molecule: messenger RNA, 1215 nt
Organism: Merops nubicus (carmine bee-eater)
Lineage: Eukaryota; Metazoa; Chordata; Aves; Coraciiformes; Meropidae
Product: glutamate receptor-interacting protein 1
Exons: 9
Biological process (GO): neurotransmitter receptor transport, endosome to postsynaptic membrane
Molecular function (GO): nuclear glucocorticoid receptor binding
Source: RefSeq, a predicted model, not a curated record